Molecule: messenger RNA, 2033 nt
Organism: Aspergillus heteromorphus CBS 117.55
Lineage: Eukaryota; Fungi; Ascomycota; Eurotiomycetes; Eurotiales; Aspergillaceae
Exons: 5
Coding region: 309-2033 (574 amino acids)
Molecular function (GO): ATP binding; ATP-dependent chromatin remodeler activity
Source: RefSeq, a predicted model, not a curated record
CUUUUCUAUUUCUAAUCUAUCUACAAAUAAUUAUAUUACUAUUUCUUUUUUUUUAUAGUAAGUAAGUUCUCCACAGGUUAUUCACUGAAUCACUGUUACCUUACUGUCAAUUCACUGUCAAUUUACUAUCAAUUCACUGUUACUUCACUCUCUUCUUAUAUAUAUUACAUCUUUCUCUCUUCUCAUUCUCUCACUCUUUCUCUUCUCUACAUCACUCUCUUAAGUUGUUUCUGUCACUUCCUCCCUCCCUCUCUCUCAAUCUUUUACUAUCUCUCUCCUUUACACUUCUUCUUCACAACUAGACCGUCAUGGAGAAGGCUACCAGCAUCAAAAUGGCAGAAACGCCCGAAACGCCCGAAGAAACAGUCAUCCAUUGGUCGAGAGGUAACAAACACAGCUUAGAACCCUCCUCUGCAAGCAACAAUACAGCAGAGGUGACAGCGGCACAGGAGCUGGCCAAGAAAGGCAAAAGGGGACUGCUGGAGUUACUGAAACUCAAUUCCGAAGACGACUGGAGGGAGUGGUUAGUGUCAGACUUAGUCAAACCGUACUGGCUAGAACUUUGGGACUAUCUGGCGAAAAACCCGACUGCUAAGCAGAAGCGCGGAGCCGGGCUGGCCCGGAUCCAGGAGCUAAUAAUUAAAGGAGAAGCACGGGGCGUCGCGAAAUACAGCCGUCGCCAUGUCGAGAAAACCGGAUGGGAUCUUAACGAACACCUCGCAUACUUCGUCCAUAAUGUGAGAUCGGAAAACACGCACAGACGGGGGGGAGUGUUCUUUCAGAAGAACCUCCCUGAGAACAUCAUGGACACGGCAAUAUGGACUUUGAAGAACAUUCUCAUACAGAUGCAUAGCCCGUCGCAAAUAAAUAAGCCAAGUGGCGGAAAGGCGAUUUUCGGGGAGACCCUGCCAGAGUACAAAUCCAUCAAAGUGCACAACACUAGGGCGCAGCAAGCGGCCAAGGCAGGGGCUGAUUCCGCAGCUAAGAGCAAGGCGGACCCGAAGGAGGUACAAGAACCAGAGUCAGAUGGAGAAUCAUCGCUGUCAUCACUUGCAGACACAACCGAAGAUGAGUUCCCGGGUCCGUUGGGGGCACAGCAACCACGGACCCAAGUCUGGGAGCACGAGCCGUUGAGUGACCGACAAAGGCUGAUCCUCAAACGGCAGUCGGAGACCUUUGAUCUUAAAGAUCCGUUUUGGGCCUAUGCUCGCAUAGAAGCCGCCCUGCAGUUAUCAGGCCCUCAAACCAUAGCACAGGCAGAGGAGAUGGUCGCGACUGCUGAGAGUGCUGAAAGUGUGGAAACUGAUGAUGUCAGUGAUACCACACCAAGAAAACCCAAGCGCGUCAAGAAAGCAGUGGAUAUGAGGAAAAUGCUGGACAACCGCGUUUUCGAGUCAAGCGCAUACCAGACCGCAGAGAAUCUCCAGUGGUCGUUUGAUACCAGUACAGAUGCAAAUGAUCUGCUCAUCCAACCAACAUUGGAGGAUUAUGAGAGGAUCUCGAUGCAUGAAAAGUGGCUAGACGCCCAGGAGUACCAAUUCGAUAAUCACGAGGAGGCCUGCAGGAACCUGGGUAUUGUUGAUAAGGCGAACCCCCGAAUAAAGGGCAUGCAGCGCGGGCAAGAGCUGAAAUUUUGGCAGCCGGUCUGCAUCAAUCGUGUGGCUGAAAUCAUGAGACUCGAUUUGCUGCGUGGCGCCAUCAUUGCUGAUGUUGUCGGCGUUGCUGAGCAAGACAAGACAGAGCCUCCAGAGGGCCGUCCUGUGAUUAUUAUUGUCCCACCCCAUCUCAUCGACCAGUGGAUGGACGAGAUAAUGUCGAUAACUGAGGAAUUUCAGGUGUUGCUCUACUAUGGUGAUGCCCGCCGCCAGAUCUUCAAAGGCGGGCUCGAGAGUGCACGUACUAUUGUGGUAACCUCAUACCAGACAUGGGAGGCACGCCAUGGCCCCCAAGCAGUAAAAGCUUGGUGUGGCAGCAAGAAAAAGCCAUAUAACCCCGCCAAUCCGCACAUGCCCCAGACUUCCCUGGCAAUCUAA